This is a messenger RNA of Oppia nitens, 3627 nucleotides long. It is a transcript of the gene IntS2, whose product is annotated as integrator complex subunit 2-like. The transcript is spliced from 2 exons. Bases 172 to 3627 code for a protein of 1151 amino acids. Gene Ontology annotation, cellular component: integrator complex. Gene Ontology annotation, biological process: snRNA 3'-end processing. NCBI's taxonomy places the organism in Eukaryota, Metazoa, Arthropoda, Arachnida, Sarcoptiformes, Oppiidae. The record is from RefSeq and is a predicted model, not a curated record.
AUUGUAUAAACUUAUGGACCAAAUGGGGUGACAUCUUGUGGUGUUAUUGUUAUGAUUGUAUGAAACAAUUGUUUGAUUAUUAAAAGGUAUUAUUGUUUUGUGAAAUCAAUUGAUCCAAUGAUGACAUUAUCUAUGAAUUUGGUGAUAGUUUAAGACACAAACAGACAGACAAUGAUUGUGGUCAACGAAAAGCUGAUUCCGUCGGCAAAGACUUAUUGUGUGAUUCGUGAUCUGGAUUUGGAUGCAAUCGAGAGAUUGGAUUUACCGGCCAUUCGACCCAUUUUGCCGACACUCGUACGUAUGGGUUGGUGCGUACCGCUGGACACGAGUGACCACUGGUCACAGCAGCGUAAAAAUAUCCAGAAGAUGUUGUCGGGUAUUGAAGUAAUUAAUAAUAUCGUCCACUUGUUGUCCAUCGACUUUCAUGCCCUCGAAAUGGAUGUCCGUAAAGAGCAACAGUUGCGGUUCAAAGUGGGCGUUGCGGCCAAUGACUCGCUGUUGAUAUCGGCGCUCACCGAUGGUUUGGCUCUCGAGUUUGAGCGCUGCGAUGGCAUCAAGAAGUUGAGACUCUUAUUGAGUGAAUUGAUUUCUUUGAUGGCUUUCGUUCGGCAAACUGUUUACCAAACGCAACAACCAGUGACUGGUCUCAGACCAUCGGAACUGUUCGACAAUGAAGUCUAUUUGGAUGAAGUGUCGGAUGUACUGUGUAUUGCAAUUUCUGAAUUACCCAAUACUUUGCUUAUACAUGAAGUCAUCGAAGCUUUGUUGCACGUGAAGAACGGUACGGCUUUGAUUUGCCGAAUUGCCGCCAAUUUUACCGAUAGUUUUGCUGAUAUUUGUCUCACACUGUUAAACAACGGCGAUAAACAAGAGGACGAGUCAUUCUGUGGCCGAACCCGAAUGACAGCACUGAGACUGUUAUGUCAAAUGAAUCCGUCGGACGCGUUGACUGUAAGGUCAGAGGCCGUCGACAUGUGCCGAAUGCCUAGCCUUACAAUUAUGUUGACAUUAGAUUACAUUCAAAACAAACAUAAAUCAGCCGAUUAUUUGCCACAAACCGAUAUCGUGUCCUUUAUUAACGGUAUUUUGUUGGGUAAUGACGAUAGGAUAAGAAAUUGGUUCUCACAAUAUAUCCGAAGUGGUCAGAAAUGUAUGGAACAAAUGAGACCAACAAGUUUGAUAGAUCUCCGUUCGGAACUAUUGAAAAGUGUUAAUCUAUUGGUCGAAAAUGGACUUAAAUCGGAAGGUAGUCUCGAGUCUGGUGUUUCCGAUGCCUGUGUUUUGAUCCGAUUGUACUGUGCAUUGCGCGCCAUCGCCAACAUGAAGUUUACUGAUGAAGAGACCAACGCAUUGAUUUCAUUGAUAAUAUGUCGGCCACCGGCCAAUCAAAUUGGCAUAAGAUUUGUUUCAUUAGGACUCUGUAUGAUAUUAUCAUCACCUUUACUGAUCAGCUCCGCUGACAAUGAAAGCAAAGUUAUUCAAUGGAUCAAAUGGUUGGUCAAAGAGGAAAGUUAUUUUGGACGCUUAACUGAUGUCAAGUCAUCGUUCGGUGAAAUGUUACUAUUGAUUGCAAUUCAUUUUCAUUCAAACCAAUUGCCCGCAAUCGGUGAGUUGGUAUCAUCGACUCUGGGCAUCAAAAUACCCGUCCGGACCAAUAAUAUGAAUAGAAUUAAAGUGAUUUUCACACAAGAAAUAUUUAUUGAUCAAACAGUGACCACACAUGCCGUCAAAGUACCGGUCACACAAAACCUAAACAGUUCAGUGGCCGGGUUUCUACCCGUUCACUGUAUCUACCAAUUACUGAAAAGCCGUGCUUUUACUAAACAUAAAGUUCCGAUAAAAGACUGGAUUUUUAAGCAAAUAUGUAAUGCCGUCGCACCGAUUCAUACAAUAUUUUUACCCCUAAUUGAGAUCUAUGUCAACUCUAUCAUACAUCCCAAUCCUAAGGUGGCGUCCAAUACGACAAACGAACCGUUUUCUGAGGAAGAGAUUCUAUUGAUUUUCAGACAUAAAGUUUAUUCACAUGAAGACGAUGACGAAAAAAUUGAUUUUAACGACAUUAAUGAUACUAUUGUUUCGUGUCCUCUGACAUCGCAACUGUUGCUUCUUUACUUUGUUUUGCUUUACGAAGAUAAUCGGCUGACAUAUCAUUCAAAGAAUGUUUCGUCAACCGAACGAAAGAUAAUGAAGUAUUCGCCAGAAUUUUUAGCACAGAUUCCCAUCUUUUAUUUGAUCCAAUCGGCCCGAUAUGAUCAACAAAAUUACGGUGCGAUAACAUCACCGCUUUUGCGUCUUAUUGCUCACCACUAUCCACAUCUGUGUCUCGUCAAAGACUGGUUGUCAUCAGAAUUAUCUUCACAUAAGAAAAAAGAGAUGACAUAUAAAUCGCAACAGAUUUCAACAAAAAAAGAAAGAAAACUAUUUGAAAACUCAUUUGAGACCAAUUCGCCAUCGAUUAUAAUUUCAGAAUUGGAUCGCCUCAUGACUUUGCCGAAGACCCAUCUUUGGCCAUUAGCUCCCGAUUUUAUAUUAAAACUACCAUCGUUAUUUUGUCGGUCGACACCACGAAAACUAUGUGAAAAAGCAAAGAUAGUAUGGUUUGAGUUAAACUCAAUAUUUCCGCGCAAACUAUGGGUGAUGACAGUUAAUGUUUUGAGGCCCAAACUGUUUGGUUUCGCCCCGAAGACUCAGUCGCUUACGUGGAGUGACAUAAUGUCCGAUCCUUUGCAUGUACUUCGAUGUGAUGAACGCAUCUUCAGAAAUGCCGAACUUAUGGAAAUUACGUUACAUAUGUUGAGUGCAUUUUUGGCCGCUUCGCGCAUAAAUCUGUCCCAUCAUCUAAUGGAAACAGUGUCCAAAUCUCCAGACGAAGAAAAAGAUAGAGAAGAGUUGAGAUCAGCUUUGCUUACAGCACAAGAAAGUGCUGCCAUUCAGAUACUUCUUGAGUGUUGUAUCGCCAAACCCGAGGAAAUGGACACUAAUUUGUUAACUAAUUUACGUGAAGUUCAGGGAUUGAUAUGCAGUCAUUUGCAUCAAGUGUUCAUCAGUGAUACAAAUAUCGCAAAAUUAGUUCACUUUCAGGGCUAUGACAGCGAACUUUUACCGCUAGUUGUGACCGCUAUCCCGUCAAUGCAUAUCUGUCUCGACUUUAUACCCGAACUAUUAGGACAACCGGAUCUUCAAAAACAGGCAUUUGCUAUUAAUUUAUGCUCCCAUUUAUGCAAACAAUAUUCAAUAACGAAAUCAUUCAAUGUAUCUAAAUUGUGUUUCAACGUUGCGGUCACACUCGUAUCGGUACUGCCCAGCGAUAAAAGGGCGCCGUUUUUCACUAGUAUACUACCAGCGCUCGUCCAGAUGUGCGCACCGUUUCCUCUACUUUGCGAAGACGCCGUCAAACUAUUGAUUCAAUUGUCACAAAUCAAUAUGUCGUGUUUGGCCUCGACUUCUUCGCACUUUAUGUAUCCCGAGGCCACUCUCAGACAGUACAACAAAAAACUUGAAUGUCUUAAUUGGCAACAACUCAACGACCAUUUUUCCAAUCUUCCCAUUGAAGACUCACUUUCUUUAUGUAUUCAAAAAGCAUUUAUAAGUUUAUCAGAUCUACCAUUCAUUAAAAAGAUUUAUUAA